AGAAGACAAAACGCUGACCUCGGGAAAACAACGAGUAGUCAGUUUCACGUGGGCCGGCUAAUGAGACCGUAGGGGCUUGCAAAGAGCAGCAACCAUAUGGCACCAGCAUGGACUAACGGGUCAAGUCGUUAGUGCUCUUUCAAUCUUGGAGCUAAUGGUUCCAUGAUCCCUCUCAGACAACAAAACAUUUCAUGGUGGUGUAAGCUACUUUGCUACUUUAGGGCAGAUUUGGGUGUCUGUUCUAUGUCUUUUUUUCCCCAAAGCCAGAUGGCAAGGGUAUUGCUGUUAAGUGUCAUCGAUGAAGACCAAGAAAAGGAAUACCCAAACAUUAAAAAGAUUCAUACAAAUAUUAACCAUUUAAUUCUUCAACAUCCUCCUCAUAAUUCCAGAUUUCUCAGUGUCAUUUUUCAUGUCCCAUGUCUCAAAUUCACUCAAAUUAAUUUGAGAUGCGUAAAUAAUUGAUGUUGUCCAUUGUUGGCCACAAAAAGGACCUGUUCAAUGUUAAAGAUGGUUUGGAUGUACCACUUGUUCACUCCCUAAAGGCUGUGACCGAGUCUUACCCUUAAGGACAGUAAAGAUUAAGAGGAUGACAAAUCAGCCUUUGCUAACACAGCGCCUAGUGCUAAGCUCCUUGUUUUCAAGAAGCAACCCCAACCCCCCCCCCCCAAACAACUUUGGUUCACAUACUCAUUUUGGAAGCCAGAAAAUAAGAAGACAGUGAAGUAGUGUCUGCUCCUGCAACUUCGAUAGCAUCUUCAGUGACCUCAAGACACUUCAGGAACAGCCAGCAGAAGGACCUCUACACAUGGGAAGGGACCUUGCAUGUUCUGCCCUCAAAUAAACUAUAUUGGGACCUGCCUUGGUUCACCUUGGUUCUUCCUCACUGGAUGGACCUUUUAAACGAUUGAUAGAAUUAGGAAGCUGCUUCACAAUCCAGUUUGGAAGUGUAGGUACUCAGAAGAACAGGAUCUUCUUCACAGAAGAUACUUUGUGCAGCAGUAUUCUCAGGAUGGAAGAGCCCAUGUCUAAGAGCAACAUGUCACAUCCUGAAAACAUAAAUGACUUAGGAAUUCAGCAUAUUCCCGAUGGACCUCAAACAGACAGAUCCCCCCCUCACGGAGCAGUCCGGGGUCUGCUGUGCAGAGUGUGUGCUGACUCCAGCAGCGGUAAACACUACGGAAUCCACGCCUGCAAUGGCUGCAGCGGGUUCUUCAAGCGCAGCAUCCGGCGGCGACUCCUCUACAGGUGUCAGACGGGUACCGGAACAUGCGUUGUUGACAAGGCUCAUCGGAACCAGUGUCAAGCUUGUAGACUGCAAAGAUGUCUGCAAGCUGGCAUGAACAGAGAGGCCGUGCAACACGAGCGACAGCCCCGAAGUAUGGCGCGGGUCGGCCUGGACUCUGAGAGCUCAGACGUUGAGAAGGAAAACCUCCCCGACGCGCGGGACCCUGCCUGCAGUCCGCCCGGAACGUUGCCCCCCGGCCGCCCCCUCCUCUGCUCCUCUGUCAGUUCAGCCGCCUGCACGCCGCCCUGCAGCACUAGCCCUGAGGACCGCCACCCCCACCUGCAGGGUCUCAGCAACCCUCCCAGCAGCAGCAGCUGCAGCAGCAGUCCCAGGAAGCAGCACAGGCUGAUGGUUAGCCUGUUGACAGCAGAGAUCUGUGCCAAGCGGGACCCUGGAGAGGUGGAGGAGACCCCUGAUAUGACUGCAGAGGGGCCAAAGAGGGAGCAGAGCCAGGCACCCUGCAGGGUCUAUCCCCUGUCCGGCCCGGAGAGCUUGGACCACGUCUCCGCCCACCUACUCUUCAUGGCAGUGAGAUGGGCCAAAAACAUGCCAGUGUUUUCCCACCUUCCGUUUCGAGACCAGGUGAUUCUACUGGAGGAGGCCUGGAGUGAGUUGUUUCUGCUCAGUGCUAUCCAGUGGGCCCUGCCCAUGGACAAGUGUCCCCUCCUCUCUCGUCCAGACCGCCCCUCCUCUGAGCAGCCAAAGGCCAGUCUCCCAACAGUGGACCUACACUGCCUGGGAGAUGUCUUUGACCGCUUCAAGGUCCUGGCUGUGGAUCCCACAGAGUUUGCCUGUCUGAAGGCGAUCGUCCUGUUCAAGCCAGAGGCACGCGGUCUGAAGGAUCCAGACCAAGUGGAGAGUCUGCAGGACCAGUCCCAGGUAUUACUGGGCCAGCACAUCCAUUCCCUUCACCCCAGUCAGAGUGCAAGGUAG
This is a messenger RNA of Gadus morhua (Atlantic cod), 2218 nucleotides long. RefSeq names its product nuclear receptor subfamily 2, group E, member 3 (gene nr2e3). Gene Ontology annotation, molecular function: sequence-specific DNA binding; DNA-binding transcription factor activity; zinc ion binding. The record is from RefSeq and is a predicted model, not a curated record. Lineage: Eukaryota; Metazoa; Chordata; Actinopteri; Gadiformes; Gadidae. The transcript is spliced from 7 exons. Gene Ontology annotation, biological process: regulation of DNA-templated transcription. Bases 1010 to 2218 code for a protein of 402 amino acids.